Messenger RNA from Athalia rosae (coleseed sawfly), 2408 nucleotides. RefSeq lists its product as uncharacterized. The record is from RefSeq and is a predicted model, not a curated record. Bases 450 to 2396 code for a protein of 648 amino acids. The transcript has a single exon. Lineage: Eukaryota; Metazoa; Arthropoda; Insecta; Hymenoptera; Athaliidae.
AAGAAUCCUGGCUCCAACAGGACCGACAACGUGGAGGAGGGACGAAAUCUGCAGGUUCUGCGAAUUUAACUGACGAUGAACCGUACCUGUGGAAUUCCGUCGAUAAUUUUAAGUGUAAAUCUGUUUCGGCAAUCAGAUAUUUGAAAAAGAAAUUCAAGGUACAUAAAGACGAUUCCAGGGAAAAGCGAUCUCGACAAUUACGAUUAUUAAUAGCACGAUUACAGGUAAUUCAUACGGUUUAAUUUUGAAGGAAUAAAUUAGUACCUGGAAUCAUCUUCUAUGCGUAUUUGCAGAGGACAUGUCCUACUCAGAGGAAGGUAAUUAAUCUAAGCAAAAAGGAACAGCAUCUUUUAAAGUCAUUGACUGAGGCGGAGAAGCGUCAACUUCCGGCAAGCGAUUCAGAUAUCAAAUUUUUAGUGGCUUCUGAUCGCGAAAAACGAAGACUUCUAAUGCACGAAGGACGACGCGAGUUUCUAAUCGGACUCAGAAAAAGGCUGGAGAGAAUGGGAGCCGAUGAAAAAAGGAACAUAACGCUGAAUGAGACGGAAAGAAAUUUUAUAAAAAAAUUAUCUUCCUCCGAGAGAAUGCUUCUCCCGAUCAUGGAUAAAGAUUUAGAACUGCUGGUCAGUAGUCCCUUGGAGAAACGGCAAAUUAUGCUCAAACAAAUGAUUAAUAAGUUUCUCGGAAUUUCUCCCGAGGAUAGGAGGUUUAUCGAGCUUGAUAACGUGGAAAAAAAAUUUCUGAAGGAAAUCGAUGAUUCGGAUAAAGCUAAAUUAGGGAUUACUGAUUCCGAACUACGGUUUCUCGUUGCUUCAAAUUCUCAAAGAAAUAUUAUGCAGCAGAGAUUAGAAUCGAGCGAGAGAGAUAAGCGUGUCGGAAAAAUACGGAAAAAAUUGGCUGAGGUAAAUUACGACGUUUCACGUCUCGAAUUGUCGAAAAGUGAGCACAGUUCCUUCCUCAGUUUGAGUUCCUACGAACUCGCUAAACUCGGUCUUACGCAAGAACACCUGAGAUACUACGCAGCCUCAGAUUCCGAGAGAAAAGUCAUAUGGCCCUCACCCUCGCAGCAUAGGAAUCUGAGGUUGAACACUUUGCAGAAUAAACUUUCGAAGUUACCUUGGAAGGACUGUAGCACUAGAUUAACUUCCUCAGAGCAUACGCUUCUAGCGAGUUUGACACCACGCGAGCAGGAUAAGCUGCACAUAUCGGACUCUGAAAAGAAUUUCAUGCUCUCGACAGAUUCCGAGAAGGAACUGAUCCAAAGACAGCGAAAGAUCGAGUCGCUGGAGGUGAAGAUCAGAGAUUUUAAUACCGUUACUAUGACGGAGAGUGAGAGGGGUUUGAUUUUUUCAUUAUCCCCGUCAGAACUGGAGAUGCUGAAUAUAGAUUCGACAAACAAAUCAUCUUUGCUAGAGAAUGAAUCGCAAAAAUCUCAUUGUGAUGGCAUCAACCGGGAAAUGAUGAUGAAAUCAUUGAAAGAAAAGAUCGAUAAAAAUGGAAAAGUAUAUUUAAAUGAAGAUGAACGCAUUCUCCUCAGCACUUUGACACCUUUCGAAAUGGCAGCGAUGCAUUUAUCGGCAUCUCAGGUAGAUUUUCUGCUAUCAGGAGGUUCAAAGGACUCUGACCAACAAAGAAGAAUGAUGAAAAUUGAUAUGAUCAAAGACAGAAUACACUACAAGGGCAUCAGCGAAGUACAACUGACUAAAUCUGAAAGGGAUUUGAUAGAAUCUAUGACUAAUUGCGAGAUCAAUUCAUCCCAUUUAACUGCUUCCCAAUUAUCAUUUUUGCUCAAAAAGAAAUCCGAAAAAAAAAUUGCUUAUGAAGAGGAAAACUAUGAUCACUACUGCCACCCACAGGCUUCCAGUGCCCAAAAUUGUCACAGUCAUUCCCAUUCUUGCAGUGCUCACUCAGAACAUGAAACUCGAGUAAAUUGUGGACAGAACCAAGCAGAUUGUCGAAAUAAAGUGCAGUUUAAGGAACCUAAUAUUUCCUGCUGUAGGCAAGCAUUAGCUAAAGAUUCAACUGACGAUUCAGAGCUGAGUGAAAGCUAUGACGAGUUGGGGAUGCUGUUUUCACAACAGAUGAAGCAGCAAGCACGACCAUGUCAGCGAAAAUAUUGUCUUUUGGGAAGACAUUUGAAAAAGGGAAGACAACACGAUGAAAGACAGUGUCAAGUAAGGCACCAUUACUGCAGAGGGUAUCCUAGCGAUCAACGACCAUCCUGUAGCAGUGGUACUGUGUGUAAAGAUACCUACAAUGAAUUUCAUUUGAUGCAUGCAGCCCCACAUGAGAAAAAAAAAUUGACUUCUAGGAUCUAUGAAAGCAGAAAACAGUUCUUGCAUCAACCCUGUCAAAGAUGUCGAGGUGCUCCUGAGAAUCGAAUAAUGGAUUCAUGACACGAUAAGGAC